Molecule: messenger RNA, 1076 nt
Organism: Ruditapes philippinarum (Manila clam)
Lineage: Eukaryota; Metazoa; Mollusca; Bivalvia; Venerida; Veneridae
Exons: 2
Coding region: 228-1076 (282 amino acids)
Source: RefSeq, a predicted model, not a curated record
CUUCGAGAGAAAUCAUCUGGUAUUCAAGCAAUGUUAUAUGACGUACCUUUCAUAUUUCUUUCACUUAUAAAAACCAUAAAGUUUUAACACCCUUCUUUUCAGACACCGGUUACUUUAUAUUCAACGAAUUAGGCCAUGCGUAUAACAAUUUAUAUUGCUCUCUGUGCAAUACUUUCUUCUAUGGAUCAGUUGGUAACUGCUUGAACAUAAUAGGAAGGAAUCCAGGAAUGAAUCCGAUCCUUCCACUGUAUACCCUGUUGAAUAUUGACAAACUAUUCGAUCAAGAUAAUCCCGAAGGAAAAACAAGGCGAUGUAAGAAUGGGGAGAUACUGGACACAUUCUUUGAUAAAUGCCGGGCAUUACAUUGCUUUCAGAGUUCGCUUCCUUUUGAAGGGAAAUGCGUACCCUUUCUUGAUUAUGAUAUAGGAUAUAAACUCGCCAUAAAACUGGUACCAAAAGAGGAUUUAAGGCAAAGGGAAUUGAUAGAGACUGACCUAAGGAACCAUUACAUACACGUUCAAACAAAGCUCGGUUUCAAAAAAUGCAGGUUAUGUCAACUGUACAUGUUUGUUGAAAAGGGCAGCACAGACAUCUUAUUGCAGGAAAUUUAUAUAGUAUUUGUUUUUACUCCGACACCUCGAUGCAAGACUGAAGACAUAUGGUCAAAAUUCAUGGCAGCCGAGACAAAACUUCCUUUGAUUUUGAAUUUGCCAGUUAAUGAAAAACUGGUAGAUUUUACGGCCUCUUGGGACGAUGCAAGAGAUUAUCGUCUUACACACUGGAAGGCGGUUUUAGAAGUGGAGUAUAAAAACAAAUGUCGACCCGUUUCACCCGCACGUGGUGAAAUAUGCCCUAAAGUACAACUUUUACGACACGAAGUUGAACAUGUAAAGAAACACCAUCCAAGAGCAGACGAACUUAUAUGGACUUAUAUGAAAGAUGGUAAUGGCUCGGCUUUCGUUUGCUGUAACAACUACAUCUCUUAUGAGCGGUCAUUAUGUUCACUGGAUUAUAACUUAUGCUUUUCAUUAACUUUAAGUGUCUUUCUUGGUUCUCUGUUUAGAUAUGUUGAAUGA